AGGGAGAUUAUUAUGGGAUGUCUGGCCCCUGAUCUCUUUGUGUCUAUGCAAAGGCUGUAAGUGGCAAAGGAAGAAACUGCGACGUUGUGUGCAUCCUGCGGCUGAGAGCGAUACAUAAUUAGACACAUUAUUUCACAUCUUUUAUGGAUUAGACACAGGAAUACCACAAGUGUUUAUAAAAGCACCCAGUUCAACGUGGAGACAUCUUGCGUUGUAUUUGCAGCAACUCUGUGUGUUUGAAAAACGGAACAAGUCAAGUUGAAAGCGCCAGAGGAGGAGAACAUCGCCGCACAGGUUUUCACAAUCCUCUCUAGCUGGUGGAAAUACCGUCAACAUGUCCGGCAGCGAGGACGAUAGAGAUGACUUCGAACGUCGCUCGAUGGUGCAAGAUGAGGAUGACCUGGAUGAGGAGAUGUCAGAGAAUGAAGCGCCCAAGGUGAAAAAGAAGAAGAAAGCCAAGAAAAGUAGCCGCGAGAGCAAAGGCAGCAAACGAAAUCGCUCCCGCAGAGAGGAUAUCAGUUCACCGGAGCCAGGAGACGGCCCUGAUAUGGAUGAAGAGGACGAUCGCUCGGACAGCGAGGGAAGCACCUACACACCCGGCAAGAAAAAGAAGAAAAGAGCCAGCACGUCAAAGGAGAAAAAGAGAAGCAGUUCUUCUGGCGACAGAACCUCAACGGCUUCCAAACGCAGGGAACCUGAAGAAGAUGAAGAUGAGGACGACGAUGAUUCGGAGCCAAAGAGUUCCUCUCAGCUUCUAGAUGCCUGGGGUAUGGAGGACAUCGAUCAUGUCUUCACUGAGGAAGACUACAGAACUCUGACUAAUUAUAAGGCAUUCAGCCAAUUCGUCAGGCCCCUAAUCGCUGCCAAAAAUCCCAAAAUUGCUGUCUCCAAAAUGAUGAUGGUUCUUGGAGCAAAGUGGCGAGAGUUCAGCACCAACAACCCUCUACGGGGGGCAGCCGCUGCCACCACAGCCCUGGCGGCCGCUACUGCGGCAGCGACGGUUGACGUCUCCCCGGUAACAGAACCAGCACCUGCUGCGCCUGCAGCCCCGCUCAUCGUUGAGCCUACCCCUCCAGCACCUCCCCUACGCAAAGCUAAAACUAAAGAGGGCAAGGGUCCAAACGCACGUAAGAAGUCCAAGCCCGCCCCCAAACCUCAGGAGAAGAAGGUGAAGACUAAGAAAGUUGCUCCUCUGAAGAUCAAACUAGGAGGCUUCAACAGCAAGAGGAAACGCUCAUCUAGUGAAGAAGACGAAGUCGACGUGGACAGUGAUUUCGAUGACGGCAGUAUGAACAGCAUGUCCGUGUCAAACGGCUCGAACAGUCGCGGCAGUCGCAGCACCAGCGCCAAGAAGAAGCCCAAGAAGAAGACAAAGAAGGAUGAGGAGGGUGAUGGCUAUGAAACAGAUCAUCAGGACUACUGUGAGGUCUGUCAGCAGGGCGGAGAGAUCAUUCUCUGCGACACCUGCCCAAGAGCCUAUCACAUGGUCUGCUUGGACCCAGAUAUGGAGAAGGCACCAGAGGGCACCUGGAGCUGCCCACACUGCGAAAAGAUGGGCAUCCAGUGGGAGGCACGCGAGGAUGCGUCAGAGGGAGAGGAGGAUAAUGAUGCGGGAGGCGGUGAGGCAGAAGAGGACGACCACCACAUGGAGUUCUGCAGAGUUUGUAAAGAUGGCGGAGAGCUACUGUGCUGUGACUCUUGCCCCUCGUCUUACCACAUUCACUGCCUCAAUCCCCCCCUGCCCGAGAUACCCAACGGAGAAUGGAUUUGCCCCAGAUGCACUUGUCCUGGUAUGAAGGGUAAGGUGCAGAAGAUUCUGACCUGGCGCUGGACCGAAGCUCCUUCUCCGACCCCUGUUCCACGGCCUCUUGAACUUCCAGCCGAUGCUCCAGACCCUGCCCCAUUGGCUGGUCGCCCUGAGAGGGAGUUCUUUGUUAAAUGGCAGAAUAUGUCCUAUUGGCACUGCUCCUGGGUUACUGAACUACAGCUGGAGAUGCAUUGUCAGGUGAUGUUCAGAAACUACCAACGCAAAAACGACAUGGACGAACCGCCGUCCAUAGACUUCGGAUGUGAGGGAGAUGAGGACAAGAGCGACAAGAGGAAGAUCAAAGACCCCACCUACGCCAAGAUGGAGGAGAAAUACUACCGCUUCGGCAUCAAGAUGGAGUGGAUGAUGAUUCAUCGCAUUCUGAACCACAGUGUGGAUAAAAAGAAUAACUGUCACUACCUCAUCAAGUGGAGGGACUUGACGUACGAUCAGUCCACGUGGGAAGCAGAGGACAUGGACGUUCCUGACUUUGACACCUACAAACUGCAGUACUGGAACCACAGGGAGUUAAUGAUGGGCGACGAAGGUAAACCAGGAAAGAAGAUGAAGCUCAAAGGCAAAAUGCGAAAACUUGACCGACCUCCAGAGAACCCUGUUGUGGAUCCGACCAUGAAGUUUGAGCGUCAGCCGGAAUAUCUGGACACCACAGGCGGAACACUGCAUCCGUACCAGCUGGAGGGGCUGAACUGGCUGCGCUUCUCCUGGGCUCAGGGAACCGACACCAUUCUGGCAGACGAGAUGGGUUUGGGGAAGACCGUGCAGACUGCCGUUUUCCUUUAUUCACUGUAUAAGGAGGGUCACUCGAAGGGUCCGUUCCUGGUCAGCGCCCCUCUCUCCACCAUCAUUAACUGGGAGCGAGAGUUUGAGAUGUGGGCCCCAGACAUGUACGUGGUCACGUACGUCGGUGACAAAGACAGCAGGGCUGUCAUCAGAGAAAACGAGUUCUCGUUCGAGAACAACGCCAUUCGCGGUGGCAAGAAAGCCUCUAGGAUGAAGAAAGAAGCGUCUGUGAAGUUUCACGUUCUGUUGACCUCCUACGAGUUGAUCACUAUUGACACGGCCGUUCUGGGCUCCAUCGACUGGGCGUGUCUGGUGGUUGAUGAGGCCCACAGGCUGAAGAACAACCAAUCAAAAUUUUUCAGGAUACUGAACAACUACCCGCUACAGCACAAGUUGUUGUUGACUGGAACUCCACUACAAAACAACUUAGAAGAGCUGUUCCAUCUGCUGAACUUCCUCACGCCAGAGAGAUUCAGUAAUCUUGAAGGUUUCUUGGAGGAGUUUGCCGAUAUCGCCAAGGAGGACCAGAUCAAGAAGCUUCACGACAUGCUGGGACCGCACAUGCUCAGGAGACUCAAGGCAGACGUGUUCAAGCACAUGCCUUCCAAAACGGAGCUCAUCGUGAGAGUGGAGCUCAGCCCCAUGCAGAAGAAAUAUUACAAGUUCAUCCUGACGCGUAAUUUUGAAGCUUUGAACACCCGUGGUGGAGGAAACCAAGUUUCUCUGCUUAAUGUGGUCAUGGACCUGAAAAAGUGCUGCAAUCAUCCUUAUCUGUUCCCCGUCGCUGCUACGGAAGCUGCCAAGUUGCCCAAUGGGAUGUACGAGGGCAGUGCCCUCACAAAAGCUGCUGGCAAACUGUUGCUGCUGCAGAAGAUGAUGAAGAAACUCAAGGAGGGCGGACACAGGGUGCUCGUCUUUUCUCAGAUGACCAAAAUGUUAGAUCUUCUGGAGGACUUCCUGGAAAACGAGGGCUACAAAUAUGAGCGAAUCGAUGGAAGCAUCACGGGAGGAAUGAGACAGGAAGCCAUCGACCGCUUUAACGCUCCUGGUGCUCCGCAGUUUGCGUUUCUGCUCUCGACCAGAGCUGGUGGUUUGGGAAUCAAUCUGGCAACCGCAGACACUGUGAUCAUCUACGACUCAGACUGGAAUCCUCACAAUGACAUUCAGGCCUUUAGCAGAGCUCACAGAAUUGGUCAAAACAAGAAGGUGAUGAUCUAUCGUUUCGUGACCAAAGCUUCAGUGGAAGAAAGAAUCACUCAGGUGGCCAAAAAAAAGAUGAUGUUGACUCACUUGGUUGUGCGUCCCGGAUUGGGAUCGAAGACAGGUUCGAUGUCCAAACAGGAGCUGGAUGACAUCCUUAAAUUUGGUACAGAGCAGCUCUUCAAGGAUGAAUUAGAAGGAGAGAACAAAGAGGACGACAGCAGCGUGAUCCACUAUGAUGAUAAAGCCAUCGAUCGGCUGCUGGACCGUAACCAAGACGCCACAGAUGACACGGAGAUCCAGAGCAUGAACGAGUAUCUCAGCUCCUUCAAAGUGGCUCAGUAUGUGGUCAAGGAUGAAGAGGAAGCUGAGGAAGAGGUUCAGAGAGAGAUCAUCAAGCAGGAGGAGAGCGUAGAUCCAGAUUACUGGGAGAAGUUGCUGAGACAUCACUACGAGCAGCAGCAGGAGGAUCUGGCCCGUAACCUCGGCAAAGGCAAACGUAUCCGCAAACAGGUCAACUACAACGACGGCUCUCAGGAAGACAGAGACUGGCAGGAUGAUCAGUCUGACGGCCAAUCAGAUUAUUCUGUCGCCUCAGAGGAAGGAGACGAAGAUUUCGAUGAGCGAUCUGAAGUCAAUUCACGGCGACCCAACAGGAAAGGUCUCAGGAACGAUAAAGACAAGCCAUUGCCCCCCCUGCUGGCCAGAGUGAGCGGCAACAUUGAGGUCUUGGGUUUCAACGCUCGCCAGAGGAAGGCUUUCCUGAAUGCUGUCAUGCGUUACGGGAUGCCUCCCCAGGACGCCUUCACCACCCAGUGGCUCGUCCGAGACCUGCGUGGGAAAUCCGAGAAAGAGUUCAAAGCUUACGUUUCCCUCUUCAUGCGACACUUGUGUGAACCAGGUGCAGAUGGCGCUGAAAGCUUUGCUGACGGAGUCCCGCGGGAGGGGUUGUCAAGGCAACACGUACUUACCCGUAUCGGUGUAAUGUCAUUGAUCCGAAAGAAGGUUCAGGAAUUCGAGCAUGUGAACGGUCAGUGGUCCAUCCCCUGGAUGAUGGAGCUGAACGAAAAUAAAACCGUGUCUGCCGGCAGCCAGCCGGACUCGCCCAGCAAAACGCCCUCUACCGGCACUCCUGCCGAUACUCAGCCAAACACGCCCGCUCCAGAUAGUAUAUCCAAAGCAGAAGAUGUGGGGAAAGAUGCAGAGAAAGAGAAAGAGGUCAAAAAUGGAGAGAAUGAGAAAGAAUCCAGCGAGAACAAAGAGAGUGAAGUCAUCGCCAUCCCGGAUGAUGAUGAUGAUGAUGAGGAGGAUAUGUCCACCGAAGACAAAAGCAAAGACAAUGUUAAAGCCGGUGAGUCUGAUUCAGACAAAGUGGACAGCAAGCAGGAUGAAGUAGAGAAAAAAGAUGAGAAAGAUGCAGAGGAAAAGACAGAGGAGAAACCCAAAUCAUCUGAGGCUGACAAGGAACCCAAAUCUUCUGAAGCUGAAAAGGAACCCAAGGUAGCUGAAGCUGACAAAGAAGCUACAGACACCAAAGGAGAAAAGGAAGAUGAGCCUGAGAAGAUGGACACUACCCCUGUUACAGAUGAGAAGAAAGCUCAAAAGGACGAAAAAGAAUCUGCUAAGUUGGAGGUGGCCGUGAAACUGCCUAACGGUGAGAGCGCCAAAGACGCAGCUGCGGGAGGAACUGAAGAGAGGAAGAAAGCGAAGACCCGCUUCAUGUUUAACAUUGCAGAUGGAGGAUUUACUGAACUGCACUCACUAUGGCAGAACGAGGAGCGUGCCGCCACGGUUACCAAGAAGACCAAUGAGAUCUGGCAUCGUCGCCAUGACUACUGGCUACUCGCUGGAAUCAUACAACACGGUUACGCCCGCUGGCAGGACAUUCAGAAUGACGUCCGGUUCGCCAUUCUCAACGAGCCCUUCAAAGGGGAAAUCAACCGAGGAAACUUCCUGGAAAUCAAGAACAAGUUUCUGGCCAGGAGAUUUAAGUUGCUGGAGCAGGCGCUGGUCAUCGAGGAGCAGCUGCGCAGAGCUGCGUAUCUGAACAUGACUGAAGACCCCUCUCACCCCUCCAUGGCUCUCAACACACGCUUCAGUGAAGUGGAGUGUCUGGCCGAAUCUCACCAGCACUUGAGCAAGGAAUCCAUGUCGGGAAACAAACCCGCCAACGCUGUCCUUCAUAAAGUACUGAAACAGCUGGAGGAGCUCCUUAGCGACAUGAAAGCAGAUGUCACUCGUCUCCCAGCCACCAUCGCUCGGAUACCACCGGUCGCCGUGAGGCUGCAGAUGUCGGAGAGAAACAUUCUCAGUCGUUUGGCCAGCAGAGGACCAGAGACACAGACACAGCAGGUGCAGCAGUAGCCAGGGUUGGACAGCACCGCACACCAUCUACAUUCCUGAUUGCACAUGGUAUCUCGUCUUAGCUUGAGUUCACGCCCUCGUACUGUCCGCUGAAACCCGGGCCGUGGAUAUUUGAGCUGUCGUUUUUUUAUUUUCCUAAUUAAUAUUGUUUACAUAAUAUUGUUGAUGAUGGUUUUUGGGACCUAAAUAAAAAUGUAAUAAAGGUU
Messenger RNA from Triplophysa dalaica, 6378 nucleotides. It is a transcript of the gene chd4a, whose product is annotated as chromodomain helicase DNA binding protein 4a. Gene Ontology annotation, cellular component: NuRD complex; nucleus; chromatin. NCBI's taxonomy places the organism in Eukaryota, Metazoa, Chordata, Actinopteri, Cypriniformes, Nemacheilidae. Gene Ontology annotation, molecular function: ATP-dependent chromatin remodeler activity; ATP hydrolysis activity; chromatin binding. Bases 335 to 6172 code for a protein of 1945 amino acids. Gene Ontology annotation, biological process: negative regulation of transcription by RNA polymerase II; chromatin remodeling. The transcript is spliced from 41 exons. The record is from RefSeq and is a predicted model, not a curated record.